Messenger RNA from Saccostrea echinata, 709 nucleotides. Its product is annotated as ragulator complex protein LAMTOR2-like. The coding region runs from base 82 to 459 and encodes 125 amino acids. The transcript has 4 exons. Lineage: Eukaryota; Metazoa; Mollusca; Bivalvia; Ostreida; Ostreidae. Gene Ontology annotation, biological process: positive regulation of TOR signaling; cellular response to amino acid stimulus. Gene Ontology annotation, cellular component: Ragulator complex. The record is from RefSeq and is a predicted model, not a curated record. Gene Ontology annotation, molecular function: guanyl-nucleotide exchange factor activity; molecular adaptor activity.
ACAAACCUGUACACUUUUGUCAUGUGACUUGACAUGGGAAAGUAAAAGUAAAGGAGCUUCCACCAAAUAAAAACAAAAAACAUGUUAAAGCCUAAAGCACUCACUCAAGUUCUAAGUCAGGCUAAUACAGGCGGUGUUCAAAGUACUUUACUCCUAAACAAUGAGGGUGCCUUGUUAGCUUACUCUGGAUAUGGAGACAAGGAUGCGGCUGUUACAGCUGCCAUUGCCAGUAACGUCUGGAUGUCAUACCAGAAAAGUGGGGCUGUUGCCUUCAGUGACGACAAACUCAAAUUCAUCAUGUUAGAGUGUGAGGAGGGGAAAGUUGCCAUUACUAAAGUAGCCAAUCUUUUGUUAUGCAUUUGUUCUAAAGAAAAUGUGGGAUUUGGUAUGCUAAAGGCUAAGAUGGAGGCAUUGGCAAGCUACUUGGAGGAGCCAUUAUCACAGGUUGCAGCUUCUUGACACGGAUUCUAAAUGCUGUAUUUUCAAAUCCUAAUAGGGAAUUAUAACUGUAUUAUCAAUGCUGGAGCACAUAGUGGUGCAGUAAAAACUGCCAUAAUAAUUAAAUUUCUUGACUCAGCUGGGUAUAUUAAAGUGACUUACUUUACAUUUGGCACAGCAUUUCAAACUGAGAAAUGUUUUGUUUGCAUUUUUUUUUUGGCAUAUGAUAAAUAUAAUGUUAUAAAUGUUCAGAAUAAAACAUUGUAUUUUA